CCAGCUUGUGGUUUCCUCUAACAGAUAACAUACUCAAAUAUUUUAAACUUCGUGGUACAUCUUUUUGUAUAAACGGUAAUUUUUAAAUGCAUAAUACUUAUCAAAAAGUAGUUUUAUUGUUAUUGAAAGAAUAGUAAAGCAAAAGGUACCUACCUAUAUCAUAUAUUCAGUAGUGGUAAAAUCGUCGUAAGAAAAAUAAUGGAUCUAAAUAGAAUUCGACUGUUAAGUGAAGAUAAUUUGCUGAAAGCAAUUAAAGACAGCGGCAAUGACAUCAUAGCAGAUAUAUUAAAAGACAGAGGUAUAGAUGGAAAAUCAUUCUUGGAAUUUCAAGAACUUCAAGCAAUUAGUUGGAAGUUGCCUCGAGUUCAAGUUAAAAAUCUCACUACAUUCAUAAGCCAAGUAAAACAAGAUCCUUCGAUACUCGUAAAAAGCCUACCCGAUCCUCAACCUUUUUCGCCACGCCGUAGUUUUAAAACUCCAGGUAAACCCAAUAUAGUUAAGCCUCCAGUCAAAUUACCCAUUAUACCUCCCGUUGAAAGCAACAAUACUCGGUUUAAUAAACCUCCUCUAAGCAGCCCCGACGUACCACCUAUACCACCUAUACCCCCUCUGCCAAAACAACUAGAAAACCAACAGACUUCUAAACCAGAACCUCCUAUGUCAAUUGCCAGAAUAAAAGAGAGACCUGCUUUUCCAUUACCACGAAGAGCUAGUAGCAAACCAAUCGAACCUCCUGAUGAUCCACCAGCCGAUUAUGGAUACCUGACACCUGACGAUAUUGGCACCAAGUACCCAUCUUUCGCAGAUCAAUCUUCUCCAAAACAAAGAGUACUUCCUUCUCCAAUUAAUAAAUUACCAAAAGGUUUAAAUACCACCAACAACCAUCAAAGAAACGUUGAUAGUGAAGAUGAUGCUCCAGCUUUGCCCCCUCUAAGAAACUUGCCGCGUAUAGAAUCUAAAAAGUCACCAGUAGGUAAUAGAAAAUUACCACCUGUUCCACCUGAUGGCCCUGACAUAAAGAGGAGGUCAGCAAGUUUAGAACGUCCUACAAAUCGUAGAUUUCAACAACCUUCUCCUGUAGAGCCAGAAGAUGAAAACGAUGAUAAUAAUAUUUAUGAUGAUGUACAAGAAGAGCAGAAACAUAAGAAACAAGCACCGACACCUGCUGCUGUACAAAAAUCUUUUGAACCGAUCAAAAAGUAUUCAAGCAGUACUCCGGAAAAUAUCAAUAGUAAUACACUCGAUAAAGAGAGCCAGAAUAAACGCGGGAAUUUUUUGGGAAAUCUUGGUAAACUUUUGGCAGAAAAAUGGACUCCUCCAAAAACCGAAAAUCCAAGCUCUUACAACUACGAGAAUCAUAUGCUGCAAAGUGAGACUACACCUACAUCAAAAUCUACAUUUUCGUUUAAAGAUCGUCCAUUACCAGAAAUUCCAAAAGAGUAUCAACCAUCGUAUAGAAAAAAUUCAUUCAAAGAUACAGAAACUGUUUCAAAUAAUCAGAGUACAUUAUCGCGCAAUAAUAGAGACAAGGGGAAGGGAUACAAUCAACCUCCCAAACAUUUUCAGCAAAGAAUAACUCCUGAACCCGAACUUGUAGGCAAUGAACACGAAGAUGAGGAGCAGGUUUACGAAAAUGUCAACGAAAAGAAUAAUUCUAACACAUCAGCAGACGAAUUCGAUGCGCCAGAAUAUGAAAACAACGAAUCUUUUAGCCACAUUUCCAAGCAAAAAGUUCUCAAUAAGACGUUGUUAGUUGAGGCAUUACAAAGACAAUCUACAAGAUCAAUCGAGUCAGUCCCCACAACAAGGAAACAAAUUGAUGAAAAAUCUUCACACAAUGUUCCAACUACACCAGAUUUUGUUAAAGAAGAAAGAGAAGGUGGUGUAUUUUAUGGAAAUAUCGACCAACCUAGAUCAUUUCCAUAUUCUUCUAAGCGAUCUCCAUUUAGAAGUAAUGUUCCUUCGGUUGGAGACGAUGACGCAGAUGCACCAGAGUAUGGGAAUAUAGAUGAGUCGGAUAUAAGUACCAAUACCAGUUUAACUCAAGAAAGGCGACUGCCAACAAAUAGAACCAAUUUUAACUCUCCAGCCAGCCAAAAAGCACUGAACCAAACCCAAACCCAAUCAGCAGCAAGAGCUUCUAUACCGAGUAUGCUAGCUAUGAAACUAAACGAAGCUCUAAAAGCUCGAGAAAAAAAACUUCAAGAAAAUAUUAACAAAAAUGCGCCCAAUAAAACUAAUUUUGCAAACAUUGCUCCUCCAAAUGAGAGCGACAGCGAAGAUAAUAAAUCUGAGAGAAAUAUUCGGCUAAGAAAUCGCAUACCUGAGGAUUCGUUCGGCGACCAAGCUUUUUAUGGAAACGUAAGCGAUUCCAUUAGACAAGAAUUGCACGAACAUCAUCCAGAAUUAGAAGAGGAACGAAAGUCUAAUGCUGACUUAAUUUUCAACAUCAACCAUGAGCCAUUCUACAGAAACACGGAUAGAAAAGGAGCAAAACAGCUUUUAAGGAACUUCACCGACGGUGCUUUUUUGUUUCGUCCAAGCGAAAAGUAUUUCUUGGUUCUCACUAUCAAAUAUAACAAAAAGUUUUAUAAUCUGGGAAUAGAAAGAACAGCAAAUAAUAAAAUUCGCUUGAACGCCGACAUGAGUAGUAUUUCUCCCGAAUUUGAAACUUUGAAAGCGUUUGUUGAGUACUUUACCAAAGAAGCAGUCACAUUUUCAGACCAGGGUACCAUUCUAGAAAUAUAUUUGAAUCCAGUUCUUCCAGCUGAUAUUUUUUAAUAUAGAAUAUUUUAUAUGAAAUUGUUUAUAUAUUGUUUUUAUUAAAGUAGCAGAUACUAAUUUAUAA
Messenger RNA from Diabrotica virgifera virgifera (western corn rootworm), 2848 nucleotides. Its product is annotated as titin-like. The transcript is spliced from 7 exons. The record is from RefSeq and is a predicted model, not a curated record. The coding region runs from base 199 to 2781 and encodes 860 amino acids. NCBI's taxonomy places the organism in Eukaryota, Metazoa, Arthropoda, Insecta, Coleoptera, Chrysomelidae.